Molecule: messenger RNA, 1496 nt
Organism: Bursaphelenchus xylophilus (pine wood nematode)
Lineage: Eukaryota; Metazoa; Nematoda; Chromadorea; Rhabditida; Aphelenchoididae
Source: the annotation of a GenBank genome assembly
AUGGACGCAAAUUCAUUUCCUGAUCUGCUUUAUGAGCUGGCUAUAAAUACAACUGAAUCCAAGACCUUCAAGAGCCUAGAAAUUCCAUUCGCCAAUAACUACACAUUGCCUUGGAACGUAAAGGAAUCGGCGAUUUACGGAACUGUCGCGACGGAUAAACUAUCGUUAAAAAAGUUGGAAUUCGAGGCAAGGUUUGGGCUGGUCAACAAGAUUAGAGGGGAACCCACCGAAGGAAUUUAUGGACAGCUGGGAGUUGGGAGAGUGGGAUUUUCAAGGAAUAAUCAAAGUGCGACCGCGUUGAGAGAUUCGAUUUUGGCGGCAAUUGGCACCAAGGUUUUGUGUUUGUCGGCGGAGACAACGGACGACGGAAAGUGAGUGUUUUUGUAUUCCAACAGAGUUUAGGGUUAUAUUUUGAAGGGAACUGGGACAAUUGGGGAAACCGAGAAGUAUUAUUUUUCUUCGAUGCAAGUGUCGAAAUUAAGAUAAUCGAGGGUGCUGAUUUUGAAAAUGACAUUCAUUUUUUGAUCUUUACUUUUUUCGUAAAGUAGUACUGUAAAGUAGUAAUUUUUUGAUUUUUUUCAUGAAUACUCUAUUUGGGGGUUUUCGAUGGUGCUUUGAAAUCAGACAAAAUGAAUAAGGUUUUCGAAAUCAGCAAUGUCGAAACCCCAAAUCGAGUAUUUAUAAAAAAAGCAAAAAAUUAAUGCUUUACAGUACUACUUAAGGAAAAAAGUAGAGAUCAAAAAAAAAUGAAAGCCAUUUUCGAAAUCAGCACCCUCGAUUAUCCUAAUUUCAACACUUGCAUCGAAGAAAAAUAAUACUUUUCGGUUUCCCCAAUCGUCCGUCCUUUCCCCCAAUUAUCCAACUCCGAUAAUUGGGGCCCUUAAAUUUUCAUCGCCUGUCAUUCCAAGUUUAACUAUCAAAAAAUUUCCAGACUCCGUUCCACAUUGGUCUCCCUUGGCAAGGUCCCAUUCCCCAGCCCAGAUCUUAUCCUCAAGACCAAGUCCCAAGACAACGUUGGAGAUCUUUGGCAACUGAACGUGACCUCUAUUCAAACUGGAAGCUAUUUUUCAAAGAUCGCAAUCCCCGCGGCAUUUUCCACGGCUCUCAAUGGGAUCGCAGGGCCGGAAAGAGUUGUUCUUCCUUUAGUUAAGGCGUUGAAUGCAAAGUACGACAAGAACCGGAAAGAGUACAUUUUCCCAUGUCUACAGGAGAUAAACCCAAUUUUUUUGGGACUAAAUGGAGCGGUGGUGAAGUUGGAUAGGCAUUCAUUCAGCGAGCCGGUCAAUGAGAAUGAUUGUCAAGCCAAGUUCAGUAUCACAAGCGAAAACAGGAUCAUUUUGGGAUCAUCGAUCUUCUUGAAUCGAGGAUUUUGCUUUGAUUUUGGCUACGAGGAAAUCAGUGUCUACAAAACUAAAAGAAACAGCCACAGGAUAAUUCAAAAGAACGCUGCAAAAGAUGCCAAUUCUAUUGUGUUCGUUGAGAAAUUCAAACAUUGA